CCUGACCCCUCACCCCCUCUUGCUUUCCCCAGAUUGUCUACCUUCUGAAUGCAGCCUCUCUCGGGGUUACUUCGGCUGCGAGGCUUUCCUCCCCGGCUCUGACAUAUUAAAAACGCCCUCACAGGCACGAUAGACCUCUCUCACAUUUUCCCCGGAUGAUCCACAACAACGCAUUCUAUACAUCUUAGACAGCUGCCAAAGAGACAAUGGAAGAAUCAACACCACAGCCGACUCCAGAUCCAGGCAGUCCUAAAGUUCCUGAUAAAACUCUUCAACUUCAAGUCCUUCUCAUUCUUUGUCUAGGCAUCUACAUCAUCACAGCGAUAUGUCUUCUCCUUAAAUCUUACUGCAUCGCAUACGGUACUCUCGACUUCACCUCCACACCUGCCGCGACCCCGGACCAACCAUCCCCGUGGGACUCUUCCCAGCGCUUGAAAUCCCUCAAUCGUGUUGCGCCUCUUAAACGCUACGAGACAUGGUAUAGUUCGUCGCUUCGCAAUGAGCGGAGCCCGUUGCUAGGUGAUGAGGGGGAGAGCAGUAUCUGUGCAAUAUGCCUCGACCCCGUCCAUAGCGAAGACAUCAUCCACGCAUUGGCCUGUAAACACGUCUUUCAUGGAAGGUGCCUCGAGAGCUGGUUCUUGGAGUAUCAUGAUGCGUGUCCGGUUUGCUGGAGGGUGUUUCUCGUUUGAGCUUCGCUGAGGGAUGGCCACAAUGCCUAUGGGUACUAGGUACUCAUGUGGAUAUUUACUGGUGAUGCAUGCAUACGCUACUUUCUGUAUACCCAUUUUCUCAUGCUUGCGUUAUGUCACAUAUCGUUUUGUAUUUUAAGGACUGUAUCAUUUAGGCGCUUGUUACGGCCUGCUGAUUUCAAUGUGAUGG
This is a messenger RNA of Aspergillus sclerotioniger CBS 115572, 879 nucleotides long. RefSeq names its product RING finger protein. The record is from RefSeq and is a predicted model, not a curated record. Bases 207 to 689 code for a protein of 160 amino acids. The transcript is spliced from 3 exons. NCBI's taxonomy places the organism in Eukaryota, Fungi, Ascomycota, Eurotiomycetes, Eurotiales, Aspergillaceae.